Toxotes jaculatrix (banded archerfish) is the source of this 2396-nucleotide messenger RNA. RefSeq names its product FKBP prolyl isomerase 16 (gene fkbp16). NCBI's taxonomy places the organism in Eukaryota, Metazoa, Chordata, Actinopteri, Toxotidae. The coding region runs from base 528 to 1952 and encodes 474 amino acids. The transcript has 10 exons. Gene Ontology annotation, molecular function: peptidyl-prolyl cis-trans isomerase activity; protein binding. The record is from RefSeq and is a predicted model, not a curated record.
GCAGCCCAGUAUGCAUGUGCACUGUCGGUAUAUGUACUCCGAAACAACACAGGAAGAAAGGAGCUUGUGGCAAAACUUAAAGGUCUGGAAGCCAACGUGAGUGCCGGACGAAAAUGAGAGCCCAUACCGAUGCUCCUGUCUCAGCGCUGCCAUUUCUACAACUGAAGACUAUUGGUGACAUUCAGCCCGGAACGUCACGGAGGAGAGAGCGUGUGGGCGGGGCUAGCGCGCGCACGCACAUGCACAUGCACACACACACACACACAUACACACACACAAAAGUACGAACUAAAGAAAGAUUUCACUUUAGCUUUCCAGGUCACACUCGUUGGCCGUUUGUGCCCCCAGAGCUUCCAGCCUGUAUUUAUCUUGUCUUUGAUCUGUUUUUGCUCUGGGUUAGGUCCAAGUUUCCCUCCUCCAACUGGAUUAUGAGUGUAGGUGGCAGAAUUUGGUUCACGACAGAACUACUAACUUACACCUAAGUGGAACAUUGGCUCGUCAAGGAGGAUCAUCUCUUUUGGAGGCUAAUGCAGAUGGUGUCCAUCGCUCUCUGCAGUGAAAUGGAGACAGAUCCAUCUUGUGAAGAGAAUAAAGACACUGCAGUGCAGCCCACAGAGCCUGAGGUAAGAGAGGCCGUUUUGGAGUUUGUUGACAAGGACAGUCACACCGAGCCUGCAGAGAAAGGCGAGGAGCUGCAAAGACAAGAGCAGGCUGAAACGGAGAGCUGUGCAGGACCGAGUAAAAGCACUGAGAUAAAAAGCCCCUGUGAUCCCGAGCGAGAAGGUGGAGAGACAGAAUGCAAGGAACGGAGGAAACUGAAAAAAACAAACAGCUGGAAGAUGGUAAGAUUUCAAGACCCAUCAGAAGAAGAGGAUGUGUUGGAGAGGGACAGCUCAGCAGAGAGUCUCUUUACAGAAUAUGCGACAGAGGAGUGGACUUCCUCGACCUUUGAGGAGCUGUUUAUGGCAGAGGACUGGCAGGACAUCACAGAGGACCGUCUGCUGAGGAAGAAGGUCCUGAAGCCUGGGGACCUGCACGCCCUGUGCCCCACCUGGGGCCAGGAGGUUACUGUGAAGAUGCAGUGUGUCCUGGAGGACCGCACUGUGGUGGAGAAGGACUGCAAGCUUGUCUUUGUUAUCGGAGAGGGAGAUGUAAACCAGGCCCUGGAGGAGUGUGUCAUAUCCAUGCAGAAGGAUGAGAUCACAUUACUGAUGGCAGAUUCACAGUAUGCUUAUGGACUUUUGGGAAGAGAGCCUGAUAUUCCAGCCUGGGCUCCUUUACUCUACCAGCUGCAGCUUCUGGAUAUUAGAGAGAAACCAGACCCAUUAACUCUGCCCAUCGCAGACCGCAUUCGCAUCGGCAACCAGAAACGAGAGCGUGGAAACUUUCAUUUCCAGAGAGAGGAAUACAGCAUGGCUGCCAGAGCCUAUUGUAUGGCUCUGGAUGUGCUAACCACUCGCAGCUCAGAUGGUAGCGAUGGCGGCAUGGAGGCAGAAGAGGAAGAGGUGAGGGACUACCGGGUGAAGUGUUUGAACAACCUGGCCACCUCUCAGCUCAAACUGGAGCAGUACGACGAAGCGCUGCACACCAGCCGGGAUGUUCUGAUCCUCGAGCCGAACAAUGUCAAAGCCCUCUUCAGGGCGGGAAAGCUCCUGUCAGACAAGGGUGAAUACAAAGAGGCAAUGGAGGUGCUAAAAAAGGCCUUGAAACUAGAGCCGGCCACCAAGGCGAUCCACGUCGAGUUAUCUAAACUUGUUAAAAGGCAAUCAGGAGGCAAAGACACCCAAGAAUGGAAAGCCAAACCUGCAGAGAUGCUUGGAGACAAUAUCACACCUUUUCUGAUUCCUUCUAAGAAGAAACCAUCUGGAAUUUCCUGGAAGUUGUUACUCGGAGCUCUGGUGGUGGCCUUGGGAAGCUUAGUGACGUCAGUGGUUCUAACUGCAAGACACUGAAAUCAUCUGCUGGUAACACUUUGAAAAUCACCAUCAUCAUCAUCAUCUGAAUGAGCAGAGUUUGAUCUACAGUCCUCUUUAGUCAGUUCAUUUGAAAAGAGUUGGUACUCAUGAGAAGGUACGCACUGCAGCAGCACCAGAGCCUGAACUUGUAUUUAUGAGAGUUUCACAUGGUAGAAAAAUGUUGUCACUGAAGAGUGAAGUAUUUAUGAAAACCAGAAUAGUGCAGCAUCGGGUGUAUUCACAACAGCAGAAGAGAUUUCUGCUGAUCGAUUUGACAGAAGUUUCUAACAGUCAUUUUUCCAGUUACAUCUGUUUUAUUUGGAAACGGAUUUAAAUUUCUUUUUGUCAUAAAAAACGGGCCCUGGAAAAUGUUCUGGUAUCAUGGCUAAGAAAAAAAAAACAUUAGAAUAAAAAGAAAAAAAUAGUGGAUCUUUUGUAAAG